Messenger RNA from Nymphaea colorata (pocket water lily), 1764 nucleotides. Its product is annotated as proline dehydrogenase 1, mitochondrial-like. Gene Ontology annotation, molecular function: FAD binding; proline dehydrogenase activity. The transcript is spliced from 4 exons. The record is from RefSeq and is a predicted model, not a curated record. Bases 105 to 1568 code for a protein of 487 amino acids. Gene Ontology annotation, cellular component: mitochondrion. NCBI's taxonomy places the organism in Eukaryota, Viridiplantae, Streptophyta, Magnoliopsida, Nymphaeales, Nymphaeaceae.
UCCCUGCUGCUCGCCAGCCAAGCCAACCCCCGGUGUGAACGAAGUCUCGCUCUCUCUUUCCCCUGUUUCUCGUUCCGUCUCUUAGCACGAUUUUCCUAUUUUGCAUGGCGAACAGAGUCUCUCUCUCUCUGAGGAAGAAGAUCCCUCUGAGCGCCGCCGCCCGCUUCCUCUCCUCCUCCACCACCCCCUCCUCGCCUUUGGAUUUGGCCGCCACCGCCGCCCCUCCGCUCGUUCACGAGGCGCUCGUCCACCGGCCGCUGCCGGACAACCUCGGGCUCGACGACCCGCAGGCUUUGUUCGCGUCGGUGCCUUCGUCCGAGCUCCUGAGGGCCGCGUUUAACCUUUACCUCGCGUCCUGCGGGCCGCUCGUCGACGCGGGGUCAUGGCUGAUGUCGUCGCCGUUUAUGAGGAUUCCGGUGGUUCGGCAGGCGGUGAAGGUGACGGUGUACGAGCACUUCUGUGCCGGGGAGGGCGUCAAGGAGGCAGGGGAGACGCUGAGGAAGAUGUGGGGUAGGGGGCUGAGGGGGAUUCUAGAUUAUGGGUUGGAGGAUGCCGAGGGGAACGAGGAUUGCGAUCGGAAUCUCCAGGAGUUCCUCAAGACGGUGGAGUCGACGCCGUCUCUGCCUCCUUCCUCCGUGAGUUUCGCUUGCGUGAAGAUCACUGCCAUUUGCCCAAUACGUUUGCUAGAGAGAGUAAGCGAUCUAUUGAGAUGGCAACACAAAAACCCUUCAGUUCAUCUUCCAUGGAAGGUUGAUUGCAUGCCGGUAUUGACCGACUCAAGCCCCUUGUAUCAUACCCGUUCGGCUCCACCACCUCUUUCAGACGAGGAGGAAGCUGAUCUUCAAUUGGCUCAUAAGAGACUAGAGAGACUUGCUAGAAAAUGCAGUGAAUUGUAUCUGCCUCUUCUAGUUGAUGCAGAGUACACAUCAGUACAGCCUGCGAUCGAUUACUUCACCUACUCUGCUUCCAUUUCCUUUAACAAGGGAGAUGUGCCAAUAGUUUUUGGGACGAUCCAGGCCUACUUGAAAGAUGCAAAAGAGCGACUUGUCAAAGUGGCAGAGGACGCAGAGAGGAGAGGCGUUAUGGUGGGUCUGAAAUUGGUUAGGGGUGCUUACAUUAGUAGAGAAACCAAGUUGGCAUCGUCUCUGCAAGCUGAUUCUCCUAUUCAUUCAUGCAUCCGGGACACACAUGAAUGUUAUGAUUCAUGUGCAGCCUUCAUGCUUGAGAAGGUUGCAAAAGGUUCUGGAUCUGUGGUGCUCGCCACCCACAACAUCAACUCUGGAAAAGCAGCUGCUGCAAAGGCAGAGGAGCUAGGAAUAAGCAAGGGAAAUGAAAAUCUCCACUUUUCACAGCUCAAGGGCAUGGCAGACACCCUCUCCCUUGGGUUGAGAAAUGCAGGUUUCCAAGUGAGCAAGUACCUGCCCUUUGGCCCCCUGGAGAAGGUCAUCCCUUAUCUCCUAAGGAGAGCAGAGGAGAACAGGGGCCUGCUGUCUACUUCUGCUGCGGACAGGAAUCUCAUCACGGGCGAAUUGCAGAGGAGGUUGAGGGAUUCGAUAAUCGGUGGCUGAAUAAGAAAUGUGCAGGCUGCCGGGGCGUGAGCCAGAGGCAUCUCCAUUUAAGAGAGAAGGGUUGGGCUUUAGAUGUAGUUCUUAAAUUCCAACUCUCUUGUGGCCUGUGGGGUGUGUUUGUACAUACGUAUAUUUAUGCAUGUAAUUGGCAGAGAUGCCGUAUCUUAUAAAAUAAAAUGAAGAAAAUUUAUCUCUA